CUUGAUAAUAAAUUAAAAAAAAAAACAUAGAGUUUUCACCUCCCCGUACCGCUCCAAAGCGUAGCGUAAAGCGAGGCCAAAGCUAUUCGGAGAUUCCAAUGGCAAACAAAGCUGCAGGCUCUUCAUCUUCUACUUCUCUGGGGCAAGGAUUUGAAGAUGAAGAUGAGUUGAUGAUGACGAUAAAAGGUUCGGAGUCGGGUUGGGUUGAGGCUCGAACAUCUUGUGAUCACUUGGGUUCGCUAUCCUCCGACCUCUCUCACAUCCCAACUCCUAAUACUCCCUGCAAUAGGUGCCACCAUCCUAGUGAAAAUUGGCUGUGCUUGUCAUGUAAGGAUGUUCUUUGCAGCCGUUUUGUGAAUAAGCACAUGCUUCAACAUUAUCAUCAUACGAAUCAUUGUGUGGCUCUCAGCUAUAGUGACCUAUCAGUCUGGUGUUUUACUUGUGAUGCAUAUCUAGAUGCUCAAGUGAUUAUGCAGCUGAGGCCUGUCUAUGAGACUGCUUACAUCUUGAAAUUUGGUGAGGCACCUCCUUUUCGCACAGUUGAGCUUCCACAAGAUAGCACAUCAACUAAGAAUUAGCAUUAUCUGUACUAAUUGGGAUUAUCUCAGUUGGUAUACUCAUGGUCAAUUGCAGUUGAAAGCCAUGGAUAUGGCCCAAACUCUUUCCUAAACUGUAGAGAGGAAAAGAAAGAAGCUAUAUUAUUGUACUGGAGGUAUUUUGGCUGUCCUUUUUUAUCUUUGUUUAGGCCUUUUGCUUUAUAUAUAUGCAGGUUGAGGAGUUGGACAAUAUUGAAUUAGGAUUAAUCCAUGAUAUAUGAUACUAACAACCUUGCUCCA
This is a messenger RNA of Manihot esculenta (cassava), 836 nucleotides long. RefSeq names its product histone deacetylase 6. The transcript has 4 exons. Lineage: Eukaryota; Viridiplantae; Streptophyta; Magnoliopsida; Malpighiales; Euphorbiaceae. Gene Ontology annotation, molecular function: zinc ion binding. The record is from RefSeq and is a predicted model, not a curated record. Bases 99 to 578 code for a protein of 159 amino acids.